Molecule: messenger RNA, 1939 nt
Organism: Alexandromys fortis (reed vole)
Lineage: Eukaryota; Metazoa; Chordata; Mammalia; Rodentia; Cricetidae
Product: peptidyl-prolyl cis-trans isomerase FKBP1A-like
Exons: 1
Coding region: 310-636 (108 amino acids)
Biological process (GO): regulation of ryanodine-sensitive calcium-release channel activity; protein peptidyl-prolyl isomerization
Cellular component (GO): sarcoplasmic reticulum membrane; cytoplasm
Molecular function (GO): peptidyl-prolyl cis-trans isomerase activity
Source: RefSeq, a predicted model, not a curated record
UGUUCCACUAUAUUAAACACCUGGCAUCUUUCACCUGCUGUUCCAGGUUCUCACAAUGGAACAAGAAACAAGGCAACAGUUUGUUUCUUCACAAACCUGGCAUGAAUAUGACAGAGUUUGUAGCAAGAAUCCCUUCUAGAAGGAACCUUAGGUGCCUAACAAUAAAAUGGUGACAUGUAAGAAUAGCCAGGAGGUUGGAGGACAGGGCCCUAUGAUGACUGCUCUUCAUUGUUGACUGUAUAUGGCAUCAACCAAAGCUGAGCAUCUUGUGAGGAAUUUCUGAUCAUAUUAUUAGAAUCAGGAAAAGCCAUGGGAGUGCAGGUGGAGACCAUCUCUCCUGGAGACGGGCACACCUUCCCGAAGCGUGGCCAGACCAGCGUGGUGCACUACAUGGGGAUGCUUGAAGAUGGAAAGAAAUUUGAUUCCUCUCGGGACAGAAACAAGCCUUUUAAGUUUAUGCUAGGCAAGCAGGAGGUGAUCCGAGGCUGGGAAGAAGCGGUAGCCCAGAUGAGUGUGAGUCAGAAAGCCAAACUGACAAUCUCCCCAGAUUAUGCCUAUGGAGCCACUGGGCACCCAGGCAUCAUCCCACCACAUGCCACUCUGGUCUUCGAUGUGGAGCUUCUAAAACUGGAAUGACAGAAGUGGCCUCCUCCCUUAGCUCCUUGCACAUGGAACCCAGAGGCCACAGCCAGGGACUGAGUGAGGAUGCUUUUUGGAACCUCAUUGUGUUGUCAGCAUCGGGAGUGGGAGGGGCGGCCUCCUUCUGUUUUUAGCAAGCUAAACUUAAUGUGAGGUUACCAGGAGAAAAGCCAUAUGAACCACUCAUGGCAAGUCAACACAAGAAAGUUACUUGCCGGAAAACUGAGUCAAUUCAUCAGCUUUUUCCAGCUUUAAGAAGUUGCCUGGUUCAAGACCUCUCAGCUGCUCAGGACGGGACUUGACAUGAUAGAUAAUAUUGUGACUGUCCACGCAUAGAACAAUGAGUUACUGGAACUCCCAGAUUUUCUGUCCCCCAACAGAUCUGCCAUGGAGGGAUCUGGUACCUCCAGACGGGUGCACAUGAAUCCAUGUGGAGCUUUUCCUGAUGCCCACCACUCUUUGUAUAGACACCUACCCGACUGAAUGUGUUCCGUCACUCGGCUUUGCUUCGGACACCUCCAUGUCCUCUUCCUUCUCUGUAUGUGUGUUGACCUAAACUAUAUGCCAUAAACCUCAAGUUAUUUUGUUUUGGGGUGAAGAUUCAAUUUCAGUCUUUCAGAUCUAGGUUUCCAAUGAAGUAUAUUGUCAAGUAUUAACAGCACAAGCGAUGGGUUAACUUUAGAAUAGGAAUUGGUGUUGGGGGUGCGGUUUGCAAGAAUUUUUAUUUUAUUUUAAUUUUUUGGAUGAAAAAUUUAUCUAUUAUAUAUUAAGACAUUCUUGCUGCUGUGCUGCAAAGCCAUAGCAGAUUCGAAUGCUGUUGAGGGCUGGAUUUUUCUCCAGUGCGGGAAGUCCUGUUAAAUUGAAAGCCCUACCCAAACUGAAGUGGGAAGGGAGGGAGCGAGCCUUUGACAGCCCUCCCACCUUCUGAAACUGUCUGCCUUGUAAAGCAGGUCCCUUUACUGCUGUGUUAGACACUACAGUUCCUGUCUCUGGGUCGGCAGGGACCUCUGAAGCUUAAUUUAUUUUUCAUCUUAUGGUUUUUCUAAUGGAUUUUCAGGACUUUUGUAAUCUUGUAACUAUCCAAGCUCCACUUCCUAAAUUUUAAGAACUUUAAUGGAAAGUUUAAAUUGAAGGUGCUGUUUGUAGACUCACCACCCAAUGGACGCCCAAUUGUCACUACAAAUCCUUGAGUGUUCUCUAAGAAGACGAUGCUGGUCAUCACAGCUUCAGCAUCUCCUGGGUUCUGAUGCUUGGCUCUCUCUGCUAAUCUCGGCUUCCUGGAUUUUCCUCCCUCAGUUCC